ACCACUCAUUCAGUAUUUUCCUUCUCGUCCUCCCUCCUUCCCUCCCAGAAAGAAAAGCUUUAAAGCAAUAAACUAAUUCAUCAAUGGCAGACAAAGAUCAGACCCCAAUUGAUCAAGACAGGGUGAAUUUCAUUCAACCCAUGCUUUCUGAUUCAGAAGUGAUGGAUACAGAUCACCAUAAGUCUAGUCUUCAAGGGGGCUUUGAGCACCAGAUGAAUACUUCUCUUGGGAUUUCAGCGGAUGGCUUUCUUGGUUCUUUGAGUCCCUUGCAUGAGAAAAUGGAGCGAGCCAAGGGUGGUUUACUAGAAGGGGCCAGGCAAUUUUCAGUGAUUGUCAAAGAAGCCCUAUCUGUGCUGGAAAAUUUUUGCCCAAGUACUUCACCAUCAAAUUUAAUUGAUAUUGAUGAAUCCGAUAAUAAAGAAGACAAUGGCACUGGAUCUGAUCAUUCUGGAGAUCAAGGGAAGGGAGGACCUACGCCUAGUAAGAAGCGUGCUAAAGGAGAGACAGACGAGCCGAGAAAAAGGCAGAAAUUAGAGCCUGGAGAAGCCAUGGGUAGCUCACAGAGUUCAAGUAUCACCAGCAACAAUUUUUCUUCUCUGAAAAAGAAGGCAACUAACCCUGAAGUUGAGUCUCUAAUUACAAUACUUCGUCGUUCCCUUGAACUCCUUAAACAACAGGACAAAAGUAUGGAUGACAUGAAGGUAACAACCAACCAUGAUAUAGAAGCGAAUAGUAUCCGGAAGUUGUUAAAUAAUGGCUUACAACCUGGUACUGGAAGGAGCAAGCUUGCAGAAGAGGCAGACAUUCGUCAUGCCAAGCAGUGGAUGAAAGAAGUGGAUUUAGAGUCUGAAGAAGAGUAUGUAUUGAAAAUUAUUGUUCUGUUUCUUAAUAAAUCUACAUGUUCACUUGUGAUCCCAAGACCAUGUUCUAUAAAUUGUUACCUAUAUUUGGGAAUCGCUCUUUAUGGCUUUUGAUUAUUUAAUAUGAAUGAGCAGAUCACAAAGCUUAACCCCUUGUAAGAAGCUCUUAGUGCUUGUUAUGGCUGAUCCUCUUGCUCAAAUACUGUACAUGAGGCUGUUCAACCAGUUAGGGAAGCAAGAAAAUAUUGCAAUGGAAUUUCAGGUGGCCAAAACAUUUGAAGAAGCUGUUGAAUGUCUCUGCGAUUACGGAGAUUCUUUUAAUCUCAUUCUUAUGGACAUGGAAAUGCGUCGCUGCAACUCCUCUAAGGUAUUCUUUUUCUGACAAAUGAUGAAAAAAUGUCGUGUUCAAGAGAGAUAUUAUGUCAUCAUCCUCUUUGUCGUCAUUGUUAUCGUGCCUUUUUUCUUCUUGAACUACAAAUCUGAUGGUCAUUGAUAUGUGAUUUGGUUAAUUAUGAUGCGCUAACUCUUAUGAUACUCUAAAUCUGUAACUCUCAAAAAAUUAAUAAAAAUUGUCAAAUUUUAACUCCUGUUCUAUUAACAUCUAUUCUUACCACGAACAUCUUCUUUUUUAUUUUUUGAUAACCCGGGAUGUCCGGGUCAGCUUACGCGCAUCACGACUAAUUCCCGGACCUACUAAACACCCUGCAAGCCCAGGAGACAGGUAAAACACCGCGGUGGUGACAGGCGUGCACGCUGAGGCUUGAACCUAGGAUGCAGAGGCAGGAAACCCUGCCAAGACCGCUGGGACACAAGCCUCGGUGCUUACCAUGGACAUCUUAAAUCAUCAUGUGAUAGGUAAUACGGGAGCUGCGAUUCAAUGGUAUCCGCGGAAACAUUGUUGGCGUCACCUCUGAAAAUAUUUCUGAACAGAAAGAAUUUGUGGAAGCAGGAUUCACUUACUGUGUUGAAAAGCCACUGGAGACACUUGACAAGGUUGCAUCUUUCCUCUUGUGUCCUACGGCUCAAGAUAAGUCUAGUCUUCAAGUGGGCUUUGAGCAACAGAUGAAUACUGACCUGGGAAUCUCAGUGGAUGCUUUUCCUGGUUCUUUGAAUCCCUUACGUGAGGAAAUUGAGUGUGUCAAGGCUGGUCUACGUGAUGGCUUGGACAAGGCCAGGUAGUUCUUUGGAUAUCUUGAAUCUCGUACAAUCUAGCAUAUUUUUAAUAGUGCAGUAAUUAAGAAUUUAAGAUGCAUAAGAAAAUAACAGGGAAUUUUCAGUGAUUGUCGAAGAAACCUCAUCUAUGUUGGAAAAGUUUUUCCCAAGUACUUUACCAUCAAAGCCAAUUGAUAUUGAUGAAUCCAAUAAAGAAGACAAUAGGGAUGCAUUUGAUCAUUCUGGAGAUCAAGGAAAGAGAGAAGCUAUGGCUACUAAGAAACGUGAUAACCGAGACUCGGAGGAAAAUAGGUGCCUGAAGAAGUCAUGGGCAGCUCACAGAGUUCAACCACAUGCAAGAAAAGGACCCAACGAUCCAGAGGCUGGCCUAUAUGACCUUCCUUCACCGCUUCUCAUUUUUAGAUAUGAACUCUGGAUGAAAUGUCUUACUAACUCUUCUAUGAAGCUUGGAACAAAGUGUAUGAUUCAGAGGAUUAUAAAGACCUGACAGAAAGAACAGUGUGCUUCAAUGCUGAAUUGGCUUGCUUGGGAAGUGCCUGGGAUGUUUUUGGGUACUGUCCUUUGUCUCAGCCACAGUUGUGCUGGAUUUUAUGGUUUCUGUUCUGAUGUUGGCUACUCGAUCGGUACUAUUUCUUUUCCCUACAUAAACCUAAUAAAGCAUAACUGAAGAUUUGUUUUCCCCUUAACAAUAUUCUGCUUUGCUUGAAAUCGGUUAA
This is a messenger RNA of Populus trichocarpa (black cottonwood), 2749 nucleotides long. RefSeq lists its product as uncharacterized. NCBI's taxonomy places the organism in Eukaryota, Viridiplantae, Streptophyta, Magnoliopsida, Malpighiales, Salicaceae. The record is from RefSeq and is a predicted model, not a curated record. The transcript has 4 exons. The coding region runs from base 84 to 974 and encodes 296 amino acids.